CAAACAAAACCAUUUCGGAAAAUGAAACUGAUAAUUUCGUAACGCUUUAGUUGUUCGAUUUCCCCAAUGCUGAUACAUGAUUCAUUUUACUAUUUCUUAGUAAAAAAUGGCGAUAGAAACUAAUGUUGGUGAUGGCAAUGGUAAUGAUCUUAAGAAGAGGCGAUGUGGUUGCAGCAAGCAAGAUUUCUUACCAGAAGACUCAUUUCAGAGUUGGACAAGCUAUGUCAAUGCAUUGUCCAACACAAAAUCUAGGCUCAAAGACCGUCUGCUGGCACGUUCCAUGGACCACGUAGAGCUGCAUGAAAUGCGUGCUCGUAGCCAGCAUGAAAUGAAGAAAACCCUGACUUGGUGGGAUCUCAUUUGGUUCGGCAUGGGAGCUGUGAUGGGUUCUGGGAUAUUUGUCCUUACCGGUGAAGCUGCCAGGAACCACUCCGGGCCUGCUGUCGUGGUUUCUUAUUUUAUUUCAGGUAUAACUGCAUUGCUUUCAGUUCUGUGCUACACUGAAUUCGCCAUCGAAUUGCCUGUUGCUGGCGGCUCUUUCACGUAUCUCAGAGUGGAGCUUGGCGAUUUCAUUGCUUACGUUUCAGCUGGAAACAUUCUCUUUGAGUAUGUAGUAGCUGGUGCUAGUGUGGCAAGGUCCUGGACUUCUUAUCUCGCUACUCUGUUCAACCAUGCUCCCGACAGUUUCCGCUUUCAUGUUUCAUCCUUUUCUGAACAUUACAGCCAUUUAGACCCCAUCGCAGUUGCUAUUUCAGUAGUCAUAGGCAUUGCCGCAGGUAUAAGCAUGAAAGGGUCAGCCAGGUUUAACUCUGCCGCCACCAUUGUCCAGCUGGUAGUCAUCCUUUUCAUCCUCAUCGUUGGUUUAACCAAGGCUGACCCCAACAAUUACUCCGACUUCGCCCCAAAUGGGAUCCCUGGCAUUUUGAAAGCUUCCUCGAUUCUCUUCUUUGCUUACGUGGGGUUCGAUGGAGUGGCAACCUUUGGAGAAGAGAUCAAAAACCCUGGUCGAGAUAUACCCAUCGGCCUAAUCGGCUCCAUGUUGGUUAUCAUAACGGUGUACUGCCUUCUCGCAGCGACACUGUGCUUGAUGCAGCCAUACUCCCAGAUCGAUGUCAAUGCACCAUUUACACUGGCGUUCAAAGCCGUAGGCUUGAAAUGGGCCCACUACAUUGUUGCGUUUGGUGCAUUGAAAGGCAUGACCACGGUUUUGUUAGCCAACUUGGUUGGCCAAUCUCGCUAUUUCACCCACAUCGGUCGCACCCACAUGGCACCACCGUUCCUUGCACACAUCAAUGAGAGGACGGGAACACCGGCUAACGCUACGAUCAUGAUGACCAUCUUGAAUUCCAUUGUGGCAUUCUUCACCAGCCUUGAAGUGUUGGCAAACCUCCUUUCCUUAGCCACAUUGUUUAUCUUCUCAAUGGUUGCAUUGGCUCUCCUCGUUAGACGUUACUAUGCCAAAGGUGAGACGACAAGCUGUGACAGAAACAAGCUCGUCGGGUUCCUGGUCCUGAUCUUGGCAUCCUCGAUUGCUAAUGCGGUGUACUGGGCCGUAGGCAAGAAUGGGUGGAUCGGCCAUGUAGUGACUGUCGCAGUUUGGUUCUUGGCAACGCUUGGGCUAAAAUUGCUGGUGAAGGAAGCGAAGAAACCCAAGCUGUGGGGGGUGCCGUUGGUUCCAUGGUUGCCAUCAGCUUCUGUUGCCAUUAAUGUGUUCAUCAUGGCCUCAGUCGACGGGGCAUCUUUCAUGAGAUUUGUGGUAUGGACGUUGGUCUUGCUCGUCUAUUACAUUUUCAUUGCACUCCAUGCCUCGUAUGAUGCAGCCAAGGAGAUUGAGGAAACAAGAGCCACCGCAACAAACCUCGAGGGUGGAGCACGAGGAUGAAUGCGUAUGCCAUUGCUCUCCGCCUCUCCCACUCUCUCUCUUCUCGUCAAGGUUAGACCGCUAAUUGCUUUGGACAAUAUCCAAAGGUUUUUUCAAGCAUUCAUGUUCGAAAAGGUUUAGAACCUAAAGGAGUUUUUGGCUACUGGUGGUCUCUUUAACAUGUUAAAACUUUGAUCCUUCCUCGAACCGACAAGGCAAAAAGGAUCAAAAUAAGACGAACUAAAAAUAUUGCCAAUAGAGAAGAAUAUUAUGAUUCGAAUACUGAGAUACACAAUAAGUGAAACACCCCUUCCCAAUGCAUUGAACACUGAACACUGCAUGUAAAAAAUAUAUUAAGAUGGCAAUGAAAUAUGGCACAAAUGGGGAAGAAAGGAGAAAAAAAA
Messenger RNA from Theobroma cacao (cacao), 2265 nucleotides. The record is from RefSeq and is a predicted model, not a curated record. NCBI's taxonomy places the organism in Eukaryota, Viridiplantae, Streptophyta, Magnoliopsida, Malvales, Malvaceae.